AUGACUGUCGUCGAGAUCCGCAACCGACUUUUACACGCCGAAGAACCUCUGCUGCACUCUAUCAUUGAAGGCGUUCCUGCACUCGAACGAUUCAAAGACUCUUGGUCAACGCUCUUAGACUCCUUGAAAACCCAAGAAUUAGAUGAAGACACCUCGGCCCUUGCGCAUGCCACUGCAAGCCGCAUUGAAGUCUUGGCUUCAGCAUUCUUGAAAGUUGAAACCGAAUCAAACAGCUUUCAGUCAAGUUUCUUGUCUGACCUCGAUGGACUUUUUGCGCAAAUGAGCCUGAGCAGUCACAGAGCCUCUCCAUCAGAGGCGCCUCCACUGGAACCAACGUCGACAUCUUCUCCCCCUCACAUCGCCCCCGCGUACAAAUGGUUACUCAAGAACAUUUGCAAUCCAUACCCAACGAAGGAAACGAAGGAACUUAUAUCCCGUGCGACUGGGACCUCUCUUCAAAACAUAGACGCUUGGUUUCUCAAUGCUCGCCGCCGCAUUGGUUGGACGAGCAUCUCGAAGAAAUAUUUCAGUGGCUCAAAGGUGGAUACGGUUGCCGCGGCCUUCCGUGCCCUCUCCGACGAUCCUAAGCUGCCAAUCAGCAAUGAAGAACGCAGACCGCUUCCGGCUAAUAUACGAAUGGCCUUUGUUGAGAUGGAAAAUGCAGCGAAGGAGCUGUAUUUAGAAAAAUAUACGAAGAGUGAGCUCGCGGGGACUUUGGAUAGAAUGGUAAAAGACAUGACGGAUAGCGAUAGGAAGAGACGAAGGGAGGAGAGGAAGAGAGAGAAAGCUCUGGAAAAACUAAAAUCGGAACGCGAACGAGAGGAUAAGCGGAGCCGGGACGCGCAAAGAAGGUGGAAGGAGGUGGAGCAAAGUUACCCAUCCCCCUCACCCAAACCAGAGUCACCGAAGCGCAGAUUCGAGACACCAAGUUCCGUGGAUAGUGAAGAGGAGGACCUGACGCCACUGCCUAUCGCGGGCCGUAAACGCGCAUCGACAGAAGAUUCAAGUGACGACACACAAGUAGCGGACGAGCGACCAGCAAAGAGAUCUCGAAUACUUUCAUCGUCAAGUUCAUGCUCAUCGGUGGAUACGUUCUACUCUGCCAGUCGGCAAAACAGCCCUGAUCCGUUCCCGCUAUCCCCUUCAUCAACUGCCUGUUCUACACCGCCUCCUUCAACUCCUUCCGGAGAUACUUCAACUUCCCUUCCUCAGCAGGACGCUUCACCUAAACGGAAGCGCAGAUUCUCCGACCCUGAUGCGGAGCCGAGACCCAAGCGUCCUAUACCACUGGUCAGACCUAGGUCGCAGGUUGUUUCAGACCCUCUCCCCAAAUCUGGCUCAUCGGCGUCAUGUUUGACUUCAUCACCCUCUCCCGUAGAUGAACCCGCCGUUCUCGACUGGUCUCAGUUCUUCGACCAACAUUUCAUGGCGGUCACCGAUGAAGUAGCUACUACUGGUCCCAUCAAAAUGGAUAUGUUCGAUUAUUCUCAGUUCGCCGACUACGUAUCCAGUGGCGAGACGAGCGAUGGAACUGAUUGGGAGGCACAGGGUGAGCCUUUCAAAAGCAAAGGUCUACCGGACCCAAUAUCGCAAUCAUCUAGUCCAGCGAUACACAUCCCUUCACUCAGCACCUUUACCGAUUUCGAUCUACCGGCUCCUGUUUCGGUUCUUCCUGAGUUCGAAUUGGACUUCUGCGCGACGAUGGGUUGGCCCUACGUUGGCACCAUCCCAAGCAAGCCCACCUCGACUGGCUCUGCGCUCGAGGAUACUGAACUCAACAAAUUAGAUGGGCUGUCGUCUUUGGCGACGCUUCCACUAUAUGCACCUGGACUUUCUUCGGCCUCAGAAGCAUCCUGCUCCAACGAAGGAGGUUUUGACAUAGAUUGGUCUUCGAUUAUCCCCCACACGAUUCCUCCUACGCAGCCUGUCGUAUCCUCUUUGCUCACCCCGGCUACUGUUGCACAUACGAUUAAUCCCUCGGCUUACCCCGGAGGCAGUGCAGAGUCGAGAGCAGAGAAGCUACGGAAAUAUCAGGAACAUCUAGCACAGGCUAGGCGAUUGCAGGAAGAGUUGGCGUUCGUAUAA
Molecule: messenger RNA, 2085 nt
Organism: Pleurotus ostreatus (oyster mushroom)
Lineage: Eukaryota; Fungi; Basidiomycota; Agaricomycetes; Agaricales; Pleurotaceae
Exons: 3
Coding region: 1-2085 (694 amino acids)
Biological process (GO): regulation of DNA-templated transcription
Molecular function (GO): DNA binding
Source: RefSeq, a predicted model, not a curated record